This is a messenger RNA of Callorhinus ursinus (northern fur seal), 2844 nucleotides long. The record is from RefSeq and is a predicted model, not a curated record. Lineage: Eukaryota; Metazoa; Chordata; Mammalia; Carnivora; Otariidae.
AUGGGGAACCAGGAUGGGAAGCUGAAGAGGAGCGCAGGUGAUGCCUUGCACGAAGGCGGAAGCAGCGCAGAGGAUGCUGUUGGGCCCAGAGAUGUGGAAGCCACAAAGAAGGGGAGCGGGGGCAAGAAGGCGUUGGGCAAGCACGGCAAGGGGGGAGGGGGUGGCGGCGGGGGGGAGCCAGGCAAGAAGAAGAACAAGUCGGAAUCUAGAGCCUCAGUGUUUUCCAACCUGCGGAUCAGGAAGAACCUGUCCAAGGGGAAAAGCACCGGUGGCUCCCGCGAGGAUGUGCUGGACUCCCAGGCCCUGCAGACCGGGGAGCUGGACAGCGCGCAUUCUCUGGUCACCAAGACUCCAGACCUCAGCCUCUCGGCAGACGAGACGGGCCUGUCGGAUACCGAGUGUGCUGACCCAUUCGAGGUAACCCGUCCGAGUGGCCAUGGACCCACUGAUGCUGGGGUUGGGGGCAGGGUGGUCUUGGAGGAUUUGGAAACAGCCGUGGGGAUGCAGGAUGGACAAAGGACCAGUUCAGGCUCGGACACGGACAUCUAUAGCUUCCACUCGGCCACGGAGCAAGAGGAUUUGCUUUCAGACAUUCAGCAGGCGAUCCGCCAGCAGCAGCAGCGGCAGCAGCAGCGGGGCUCCGAGGAGCCUGCAGCGCCCUCCGCAGCCGCCUCCCCCCAGCCCGGGGCCUUCUUGGGCCUGGACCAGUACUUGCUGGGUUCCAGCAGCACAGCCCGGGAGGCCCCUUGCAGCCCUGACCCGGAGCGGGCUCUGUCUGCGCUUUCUGACCUGCCUGGCAGCCUGGCCACCGAGCCCCAGGUGCCUGAGCAGCCACCGCCCCCCAGCGGCCCUGGAGCCUUGGCGAUGCCUGGCCUGCCUGAGGGCCAGCCCGCAGCCGCAGCCUCGCCCUCCUCCCCCGCCUUCCCGUUCCCUGAGGCCCCGCCGGGUGAGGGCUCGGCCAGAGCUGCCGGCCCAGGGGCUGGGGACACUGACGAGGAAGGCGAGGAAGAUGCAUUUGAGGAUGCCCCCCGAGACUCUCCAGGGGAGACGUGGGGUCCGGGGGUGGAAGAGGUUCCCCCGAAGCUGGGGGCAGAGCCCGAGGGGGAGCCCAGCAGGCCCGGCGCCCUGGCAGCUGCCUCCCUGCCCAGCAGCCCUGCGCCGAGCCCGCGCUGCUUCAAGCCCUACCCGCUCAUCACUCCCUGCUACAUCAAGACCACCACCCGGCAGCUCAGCUCGCCCAAUCACUCCCCCUCUCAGUCCCCCAGCCAGAGCCCCAGGAUCAAGAGGCGGCUAGAGUCCUCUCUGAGCCGGGGACCCAGGGCUUCCCUAGUCUCUGCCGCUGCUCCAGCCAAGAAGCACCGGGCUGACAGCGGCCUCGCCUGCGGCCUCAGCCGUUCAGCCGACUGGACUGAGGAGCUGGGCAGCCGUGCGCCCCCGGCCGGGGGCUCUGCGCACCUGCUGGAACGCGGGGCGGCCUCGGAGGGGAGUGGUGGGGCGCCACCAGUGCAGGCGGCCAAGGUGUCUGGGGCACAGGCGGCUGCUGAUUGUUUCCAGAACGUGUUCACAGGGCGAACUCUUUUGGAGAAGCUAUUCAGCCAGCAGGAGAACGGGCCUCCAGAAGAAGCAGAGAAGUUUUGCUCCCGGAUCAUUGCCAUGGGUCUUCUACUUCCUUUCAGUGACUGCUUCAGGGAACCGUGUGAUCGAAAUGCCCAAUCAAGUUCAGCUCCGUUUGAUCAAGAUCAACUUUAUACUUGGGCUGCGGUCAGCCAACCCACUCACUCACUGGAUUACACAGAAGGGCAGUUUCCCAGGCGAGUCCCGUCUGUUUGGCCCCCAUCGAAACCUCCUGAUGAAGAACACAGGCUGAAGGAUGCUGAAACAGAAUCUCAGUCCGCUGUUUUGGAAACUCCAAAAAAAUGUUCAGAUGCUGUUCAGCGGGUGGUCAAGUUAUUAAGCAACAAAAGAUCACAAGCAGUUGGAAUAUUAAUGUCUAGCCUUCAUUUAGAUAUGAAAGAUAUACAACAUGCUGUUGUGAACUUGGACAAUUCUGUGGUUGAUCUGGAGACCCUUCAAGCUCUCUAUGAGAAUAGAGCACAGUCAGAUGAACUGGAAAAAAUUGAAAAGCACGGCCGGUCCUCCAAAGACAAGGAAAAUGCCAAGUCUCUGGACAAACCUGAACAGUUCCUUUAUGAACUGUCACUAAUCCCCAACUUCUCAGAGCGAGUCUUUUGUAUUCUGUUCCAGUCCACGUUUUCAGAAAGCAUUUGCUCAAUUCGUCGCAAACUGGAAUUGCUACAGAAAUUGUGUGAGACAUUAAAAAAUGGCCCAGGGGUUAUGCAGAUCCUGGGUUUGGUUCUUGCUUUUGGCAACUACAUGAAUGGAGGGAAUAAGACUCGAGGACAGGCCGAUGGCUUCGGAUUAGACAUUCUUCCAAAGCUGAAAGAUGUCAAAAGCAGUGACAAUAGCAGAAGCCUGUUGUCAUAUAUCGUUUCCUAUUAUCUUCGAAAUUUUGAUGAGGAUGCUGGAAAAGAACAGUGUGUUUUUCCACUGCCAGAACCCCAGGACCUUUUUCAGGCCUCACAGAUGAAGUUUGAAGAUUUUCAAAAAGAUCUCAGAAAACUAAAGAAAGACUUGAAAGCUAAAGUUGAUCAAGAGGCAGAGGAAAACUCACUGACAGAGACUCAUAAAUGCUUUUUGGAGACCACAGCCUAUUUCUUCAUGAAACCAAAAAUUGGAGAGAAGGAGGUGUCCCCAAAUGUUUUCUUCAGUAUCUGGCAUGAAUUCAGCUCUGACUUUAAAGACUUUUGGAAGAAAGAGAACAAACUCAUUCUACAAGAAAGGUAG